This is a messenger RNA of Gavia stellata (red-throated loon), 1065 nucleotides long. It is a transcript of the gene MYCL, whose product is annotated as MYCL proto-oncogene, bHLH transcription factor. The record is from RefSeq and is a predicted model, not a curated record. The transcript is spliced from 2 exons. Gene Ontology annotation, biological process: regulation of transcription by RNA polymerase II. Gene Ontology annotation, molecular function: protein dimerization activity; DNA-binding transcription factor activity, RNA polymerase II-specific; RNA polymerase II cis-regulatory region sequence-specific DNA binding. Lineage: Eukaryota; Metazoa; Chordata; Aves; Gaviiformes; Gaviidae. The coding region runs from base 1 to 1065 and encodes 354 amino acids.
AUGGAGUUUGACUCGUACCAACACUACUUCUACGACCACGACGCCCAGGAGGAUUUCCACCGCUCCACGGCACCCAGCGAGGACAUCUGGAAGAAGUUCGAGCUGGUCCCCACGCCCCCCCUCUCCCCCCUGGGUACCCCCGGGGAGAAAGGCUGCUGCUCGGGGGCGGAGGAGCGCUCCGGCUGCCUCUCCCGCUACUGCCUGCCCGGGGAAGAGCCGGAGUAUCUCAUCGGCACCGGGGAGAUUUUCGGGAACCUGAGCGCUUUCAUCCUCAAGGAUUGCAUGUGGAGCGGGUUUUCAGCCCGGGAGAGACUGGAGAAGGCGAUGACAGAGAAACUUUCCACGGGCACGCAGAGGGCCACCCCCCACAAACCCUCCUUCGCCCAGGAUUUCGGGUUCAGCAGCUCGGUGAGCGAGUGCGUGGAUCCCGCCGCCGUCUUCCUUUGCCCGCUGGCCGAGAGCAAGGUCCCCGCAUCCUCGGGAUCCGAGGGCCAAAGCGAUUCUGAAGGUGAGGAGAUUGAUGUGGUGACGGUGGAGAAGAGACAAUCGCUCAGCCUGAGGAAGCCGGUCACCAUCACGCUGCGUGCCGACCCCUUGGACCCCUGUAUGAAACGCUUCCACAUCUCCGUCCACCAGCAGCAGCACAACUACGCCGCCCGCUCGCCGCCGGAUGCCUGUCCCCCACCGGAGCCACCCCAGCAGGACGAGGACGAGCCACCGAGUGCUGCGGAGCCAGCCCCUGCCAUCACGCUGCCCGAGCCCGGCUUGCCAAAAGCCGGCAGCAGCCCCGGCUCUGACAGCGAGGACGUGGCCAAGAGGAAAAACCACAAUUACCUGGAGCGCAAACGGCGCAACGACCUGCGCUCGCGCUUCCUGGCCCUGCGGGACCAGGUGCCCGGGCUCGCCAGCUGCCCCAAGACGCCCAAAGUGGUGAUCCUGAGCAAAUCCUCCGAGUACCUGCAGUCGCUUAUCAGUGCUGAGAGGAGGAUGGCGGCUGAGAAGCGGCAGCUGCGGCUGCGGCAGACCCAGCUGCUCAAACGGAUUGCUCACCUCAAGGGGCACUAG